Closterium sp. Naga37s-1 is the source of this 2488-nucleotide messenger RNA. The record is from the annotation of a GenBank genome assembly. NCBI's taxonomy places the organism in Eukaryota, Viridiplantae, Streptophyta, Zygnematophyceae, Desmidiales, Closteriaceae.
AUGCUCUGCGCACCUCUCUUCUCUUCUUACACUCCUUGCCCCUCCGCAUUCAUCCUUUCCCAGGCCUACUGUCACUCGUGGAGGCUGAGGUGCUGCAAGAGCACGAGCACGAGCAGUCGCCCACCCAGGAGGCAUGCACGCGCCUCUUCCCCGUUCCACCCUUCUCACCUCUCCCUCCUGCGCCAUCCUUUCCCAGGCCUACUGUCACUCGUGGAGGCUGAGGCCUACUGUCACUCGUGGAGGCUGAGGUGCUGCAAGAGCACGAGCACGAGCAGUCGGCCACCCAGGAGGCAUGCACGCGCCUCUUCCCCGUACCACCCUUCUCACCUCUCCCUCCUGCGCCAUCCUUUCCCAGGCCUACUGUCACUCGUGGAGGCUGAGGCCUACUGUCACUCGUGGAGGCUGAGGUGCUGCAAGCGCACGAGCGCGAGCAGUCGCCCACCCAGGAGGCAUGCACGCGCCUCUUCCCCGUACCACCCUUCUCACCUCUCCCUCCUGCGCCAUCCUUUCCCAGGCCUACUGUCACUCGUGGAGGCUGAGGCCUAUUGUCACUCGUGGAGGCUGAGGUGCUGCAAGCGCACGAGCGCGAGCAGUCGCCCACCCAGGAGGCAUGCACGCGCCUCUUCCCCGUUCCACCCUUCUCACCUCUCCCUCCUGCGCCAUCCUUUCCCAGGCCUACUGUCACUCGUGGAGGCUGAGGUGCUGCAAGAGCACGAGCAGUCGCCUAGCCGGCCUCUCUUUCUCGUGGGGGAGUCGUUUGGUGCUCUUCUGGCUGCAGCAGUGGCGGCACGAAACCCCUCCUUGCCCAUCACCCUCGUCCUCAUCAACUCUGCCACCAGCUUCCCCCGCUCCUCCCUCCAGCCUCUCAUUCCUCUGCUCAAGAGCGUCCCGUCAGAGGCCUACUCUGCUCUCCCCUUCCUCUUCAGCCUCGCCAUAGUGAACCCAAUCCGCAUAGCAUCUGGCGGUCUACCUCUUGAUGCCUCUCUCUUGGAUCGCGUGGAGAAGCUAAGAGACAAUCUGCUCGGCCUUAUUCCGUCCCUGCCUCUCCUCACAGAAUUGCUCCCACAAGCCACGCUGGAGUGGAAGCUGCACCUGCUGGAGACAGGUUCUGCUUUCACAGAGCCUCUGCUCUCGUCCAUUCGCGCACCGACACUCAUUAUUGCCGGGAGUGAUGACCAACUUCUUCCCAGCAAGGAGGAAGCUGCUCGCUUGCAGGAGAUUCUGACCACAGCCAAAGCCCGGACGGUGGUGCGGGUGUUUGAGGGCUCAGGGCAUGCGCUGCUGCUGGAGUCCGGUUUAGACCUCGCGUCAACCAUCAAGGGGGCCCACAUGUACAUUCAGAGGCGAGGGGACGACCCUGUGGUGUCAGGUUUCCAGCCUCCCACUGUCCAAGAGCUAGCUCGGGCCAAAUCAGGGCUGGACGGGUUUCUUCGCCGCUUCUGCAGCCCCGUUUUUCUCUCAACAGUUCUUGAGGAAUCUCCUAGCAAUGCGAUUGCUGCUAGCGAAUCUUCCAGUAAUGGAGGUCGUCAUAAUGGGGCUGCUAAUAAAGAGGCUAGUAACGGGGCUGCUAGUAACGGGGCUGCUAAUAACGGGGCUGUUAGUAAUGGGGCUGCUAUUAACAGGGCUUCUGGUAAUGGAGCCGCUGUUUCGGACUCGCAAAAUGGAAAUGCAAGCAGUAGAAGUAGCAGCAGCAGCAGCAGUAUAUCAACAGAGCAGCACCAAAAGCAGCAGAAGCAGCAGCAAGAGCAGCGGCAGCGGCAGCGGGUGGUGGUGGGCUUAGAGGGAGCUUUUGAGACGUCUCAAAAGCAACCUCGCUUCAAGAAGCAGCAGCAGAAGCAGCAGCAAGAGCAGCGGCAGCGGCAGCGGGUGGUGGUGGGCUUAGAGGGAUUGCCAGCCUGCGAGCGGCCGCUGCUGUUUGUGGGCAACCACCAGACUCUGGCGCCGGAGAUGAGCGUUUUGGUAUCAGAGCUCAUGGCGCACGGCGUGGUGGUUAGAGGCCUCGCGCACCCCCUUGCCAUCGAAAUGUUCCACGAUAUCAACCUGCUGGUGGAGCAGGGCGAGCAGUACAAGGUGUUCGGAGCCGUCCCUGUGACCCCCGCCAACACCUACAAAGUUCUCGCCAACAAGGAAGCUGCGCUGCUGUUUCCUGGAGGCGUUCGGGAGGCUCUGAAGAAGAGGGGAGAGGACUAUCAACUGUUUUGGCCUGAGCGAGCAGAGUUUGUUCGCAUGGCGGCAAAGCACGAAGCAACAAUCAUCCCCUUCGCAUGCAUUGGUGUGGACGAUGGGUUCGAUAUUCUAGUAGAUGCGGACGAAAUGCCCAGUGUGCCCGUCAUUGGUCCCAUGGCAGUGGAGGGCGUGCAGGCAUGGCCCAGAGUCAGGGAUGCAGCAGCAGCAGGGGCAGCAGCAGAGCAGUUCAUCCCACCAGUCGUGGUCCCCAAAGGCCUCAACCGCCUCUACUUCCUCUUCGGGGCACCCAUCAGAACAAAGG